Molecule: messenger RNA, 359 nt
Organism: Chaetomium strumarium
Lineage: Eukaryota; Fungi; Ascomycota; Sordariomycetes; Sordariales; Chaetomiaceae
Exons: 1
Coding region: 87-317 (76 amino acids)
Source: RefSeq, a predicted model, not a curated record
AAAAAAAAAAAAAAAAAAAAAAAACCCCUUGUUCGCCGUGCCACUGACUUCACACGCGGUACUAGUACUAGUAGUCUAGUAGGCUGAUGGCGUGUGUCUUUCAGAAAUGCCUGGUCUUGGUCUGCCUAAGGCAUCUGGCGUCCAGCCUAUCAAUACCUUACUUUCCGAACCGAGAAGCACGCCUUGUUAACCAAACCACAAUCAUUCAGCGAGAGUCGAGAAUUGGAAGUGUUGAACCGAACCGAAUCGAAUCGCAACGCAGCGAGCGAACUAGUAGUACUAAGCACCAUCCAUCCCCCCCUGCACCUAGUAUUUAGAUUUGACUUCCACCACCAAAACGUCGCCAAAAAGCUUUCCCU